Molecule: messenger RNA, 391 nt
Organism: Prorocentrum cordatum
Lineage: Eukaryota; Dinophyceae; Prorocentrales; Prorocentraceae
Source: the annotation of a GenBank genome assembly
GAGCCAGGUGCGCAAUAUCCAGCCGACGCUGGCCCCAGCCCAGAAGGCUCACAUCCGCGAGGCUCUCACGGAGAAGCAGCGCACCCAGUUGCGCAAGCCCUCGACGAUGGACCCGGACGAAGUCAUCAAGAACCGGGAGAUAGCGAGGAAGAUGGCGAUCAGGGUCAACUUCAAGAAGAACCCGCGAUCAUUGGCAGACCGCAAGGCGGCGGAGCGCGGCGAGCCCUGCCCGUUCGCCGUCAUGCCAGAGGCCGUCGUGUUUCAGGACUACGAGGCCGGGGGGGUCUACCAUAUCGACGUGGAGUUCAGGAACGUCACCAAAGUCGGCCGCUCGCUGCGGGUGAUACCGCCGAAGGGCGGCUCCUUCUGCGCCGAGCCCUUGCGCUACGAG